AUGUGCUUGCAGCAUCAAAGGAGAACUGAUGACAGAGGAAGGCAGUAGCGGAUGGGGUCUGACUGACAGACAUCAGUAGGCUGCUGUCGCACGGAGGUUUCCGGGGUUGUUCAUCAACGGUCUCUUAUUCCAUCGCGCAAUGAAGGAUCAAAACUACAGCGAAGAAAUUGCUAAAAUACUGGAGGAGGCUCCCUCUGCUCGCAAAGCACUUUUAGACAACUACAACAAUUUACACGAUGUAGCGAAGUAUUGCGAGAACAACUACCUGCAGUCUGGAAAUGACACCAGCAAAGCUCUGGAGGAGACCAAGGCCUUCACUGCUCAGUCUUUGGCUAGUGUGGCCUAUCAGAUCAGCUCUCUGGCCACCAAUGUGCUCAAGCUUCUGGAUGCACAGACCCUGCAGCUCCGCAAGAUAGAGUCCUCCGUCAACCAGAUUGGACAGACAGUGGACAUGCACAGGGAGAAGGUGGCCCGCAGAGAGAUUGGCGCUUUCACGGUUGCCAAGAGGGUUUCACGCAGUCAUAAGAUUAUCCCCCCGACAAAAAAUAAAGAAGCCAAGAUCAAGUACUCCCGCACACCCAUCUCUUUCUCCAGCCUGGACUCUGUUGGCCAUGGUGUGAAGGAUUCUGGCCAGCCGCAGUUAAAAACAGCUACCAUGACGCGGAGCAGCAGCACGCUGAGUCGAGGCGGCCGCCCUCCAGAGCCUGUCCAGUGUCCCGUGGCGCCCACUCUGUCUCAUGGAGCGUCCCUCACCUCACUUAAUGACAAGUCUAUUGCUUCGAGCUUUGGUAAAGCCGUGCCGCCCCCUGUAGUGCCCAGCUGGCCCACCAGCCCUGAUAGUGACAUCAUCAGCACACUGCUGGAUGAAGCGCCACCCCCUCCACCCCCACUGAUGGAGGCAGAGGGUGAAGAGGAUCAUGGGCAGAAAACCGGUCCACCUCCACCUCCAUCUCCACCUCCACCUCCUCCCCUUGACUGCACCAACAUCCCGCCACCUCCUCCCAUGCCUGCUUCAAUCAGUACAUCUGAUCCCAGCAGCCUAAUGACCAUGCCACCUCCUCCUCCACCAGCUCCACCUCUUGAAACAGUGGCCGAGGAGAAUGGAUUUCCUCUACCAGAAGCACUCUGUGACAUGCCUCCUCCACCAGCCCCUGAUGGCCUUGAUCUUCCAACCCCACCGCCUCCGCCUGGCGAUGAGAACUAUGAUGCUCUGCGUUCUCGCCGGUCACGAGUGCGACGUCAUCCUCCUAGCUCUCGCUCUCUCUCUCUGAGGGUCCGCAUGGGCCCCAGCGCUCGCUCGCUGUACACACGCUCGCUUUUUCUGCCCUCUGCUCAAUCACUCAUGAUACCCCCACCCCCUCCAUACCCGCCUCCUCUGGCUCCGCCCGCUUCAUUCAGCCCAUUGUGCAGGAUCCCUGCUCGCCUAGCGCACCUGGACCUUGAGAUUCCAGCACCGCCCCCAUCACCACCAGUAGAUGACUUUGACAACUAUGAGGAAAUGCCCCCUUUACCUCCCCCUAUUGAUUAUGACAUAUCUGCACCAGCUGACUAUUUGGAGAAAGUGGUGGCACUAUAUAACUUCAACACAGGCAAGCCAGGUGACCUGGUCUUUCAGGAGGGGGACAUCAUCUACCUCACCUGCAGGAAUGAUGAUGGCUGGUGCGAGGGCGUUCUGAAUGGAGUAAAGGGUUAUUUUCCUGGCAACUAUGUGGAGUCCACCGCUUAACUGGCCAUAAGAAUCCAGAAUAUCAGUGAACCAACUAUUUGAGACCUAUAAGGCACUUUGUAUUCGCAUUUUAUAAAAUGAAACAGUGAAACGAUUGGCUGUUGAAAUGCUUUUAUAAUAUGUUGAAGUUUUAAAACAUUCCAACUAACAGCAGAGAGGAGUUUGUGUGGACAUGAAAAGUCUAUUUUGGUCUUAAAUAAUGAUAUUGAUAAUUGAUCUCUCAGGACUUUAAGUUAUAAUCUAAAUGUACAAUAUAUAAAGAAUCAUUUUUGUACAUUUAGCUGUAUUUGAGAAGUUCACAAAGCAGAUAGUGUGUGGUAUUUGUUUAAAUUAUGUCGAGUAAAUAAUGAAAUAAUAUAUUUGUGUAAUAUAAUUUAGUUUUCUAAUUGUAAACCUUUAUUACUCAUAAAUUGAUAACAUUUUAUUGAUUCCCUAGCAGAUGAGUAGCAGUAUUUUCCCAAACUUUUUUCACCCUAGUAAGUGACUGAAAUCUGAUAAUAAACACAAUUCAGUCACAAUUUCAUGAUACCAAGUAGGCAUUUACAGUGCAUAGAAUCAAUAAACUGUUGACACUGAUGUCUGGGAAUAAAGUUUUUAUUUGUUUUAUGUCAAUUAUAACUAUCCACUCAUUAUACAAAGAUCUUUUGACCUGUUUAUUAAUGAUGAUCUGACUUAUACGCACCAGUAGCCUUAUUAUUUACAUUUUUUGUUCUCCUUUAGACUGUUACUCAUGAAAGAUAUUAAACCUUCCAUAGUUUCUUCAA
This is a messenger RNA of Ctenopharyngodon idella (grass carp), 2490 nucleotides long. RefSeq names its product ABI family, member 3a (gene abi3a). Gene Ontology annotation, molecular function: SH3 domain binding. The record is from RefSeq and is a predicted model, not a curated record. Bases 140 to 1726 code for a protein of 528 amino acids. Gene Ontology annotation, cellular component: lamellipodium. NCBI's taxonomy places the organism in Eukaryota, Metazoa, Chordata, Actinopteri, Cypriniformes, Xenocyprididae. The transcript is spliced from 11 exons.